Molecule: messenger RNA, 576 nt
Organism: Diospyros lotus (date-plum)
Lineage: Eukaryota; Viridiplantae; Streptophyta; Magnoliopsida; Ericales; Ebenaceae
Exons: 4
Coding region: 1-576 (191 amino acids)
Source: RefSeq, a predicted model, not a curated record
AUGCAAGAAAGGCAACUUCUCUUGCUUAAAGGGGAGGAUGGAAUUAUGGUAAAGGAAGAGGAAAUAGAAGAACCAAAUGAAUUAGAAGGGGAGGAUAAUGGGGAGAUCUUCCUACAUGCUCUUAAGGGGUUAGCCAACAACAAGAUCAUCAAAGUUGAAGGGAAGACUAUGGAUGUGACAGAGGAGAGCAUGGAGCAAGAAGGGGAGUUACAGCUAGCUAUCAACACUCAGACACGAAACAACUUGGAGGAAGAGAUUGAGCACGACAUUGAGAAGUUUGAUGGGCAAAACGACUUUGCCCUCUGGAAGAUGAAGAUAAGUACUCUCCUUGGCAAUAUUGGCCUUGAAGAGGCACUAGAAGGAGAAUCUAAAAUGCCCAAAACCUAUACAAAAGAACAGAAGAAGGAUAUCCUCAAGAAGGCCUACAAUAUGGUAAUUCUAAGCCUCGAUGAUAAGGUCUUAAGGGAGGUGUCCAAAAUGAAGACGGCAACAGAGAUUUGGCUCAAGCUGGAGUCUCUACAUGACAAAGUCCCUUUCCAGCCGUCUCUACCUAAAGGCUAUGUUCUUUAUUUUUAA